AGCAUGCCACUGCAGAAAUGGCCAGAUAAAAAGCAAGACCAGAAGAGACCCAUAAGACAUGGCUACCUUUUCUCUUCUACCGAAAACCAUAUCUCCAUUUCUGAAAACCCCACCUUCUUCCCCAUCAUCUAACGCACUCAAACCAUCGCUCUUUCUCCCACUCGAUCACCCAUGGUGGACCAGGACACCCACCAAUGUCAUAGUCCAGGCGAAGAAGAAGAACCCGUGGCUGGACCCUUUUGAUGAUGGUGAGGACCCAGAAAUGGAGUAUGGCUCAUUGUUUGCAGAUGGAAAGCAAGAAGAAGAUCCCAGACCACCUGAUAACCCCAACAACCCUUAUGGCUACUUGAAGUUUCCACAAGGGUUUAAUGUGGAAAUCGCGUCUUUGCCUUUGAAGAUCAGAGGUGACGUGAGGAGGUGCUGCUGCGUGAUUUCUGGUGGUGUCUAUGAGAACUUAUUGUUUUUCCCUGCUAUUCAGUUGAUCAAGGAUAGGUAUCCAGGAGUUCAAGUGGAUGUAUUGGCAUCUGCAAGAGGGAAACAGACGUACGAAUUGAACAAGAAUGUGAGAUGGGCUAAUGCUUAUGAUCCUGAUGAUGAAUGGCCUGAGCCAGCUGAGUAUACUGACAUGGUUGGAGUGCUCAAGAACAGAUAUUAUGACAUGGUGCUAUCAACCAAGCUAGCAGGGCUUGGACACGCAGCAUUCUUGUUUAUGACGACAGCAAGAGAUAGAGUUAGCUAUAUUUAUCCAAAUGUAAAUGCAGCAGGAGCAGGAUUACUUCUAUCAGAAACUUUCACGCCUGAUAGUCUGAAUCUUUCAGAAGGGGGAUAUAACAUGUACCAUCAAAUGCUUGAUUGGUUAGGGCGGCCAUUUCGCAGUGUGCCAAGGCAUCCUGUGCCGCCACUUAGAGUGUCAAUUUCUAGGAAGUUGAAGGAGGUUGUAGCUGAAAAAUAUAGGACUGCAGAUGCGGAAAAAGGAAAAUAUAUUGUGAUUCAUGGAAUCGAAUCAGAUUCAAAAGCUUCAAUGCAGUCAAGAGGAGAUACUGAUUGCUUGCUACCUAUUCAAGUAUGGGCUGAAAUAGCCAAGGAUGUAAGGGGACUGAGGCCAGUUUUUGUCAUUCCACAUGAGAAAGAAAGAGAAAAUGUGGAGGAAGUUGUAGGAGAUGAUGCAAGUAUUAUCUUCAUCACCACGCCGGGGCAGCUGGCUGCUCUAAUCAACGAUUCAGCUGGGGUGAUAGCUACAAACACAUCAGCUAUCCAACUAGCUAAUGCACGUGAAAGACCCAGUAUUGGGCUGUUUGGAUCUGAAGACAAAGGGAAACUAUUCGUUCCCAAUGCGGAAGAGAAGAAGUGUACUGUUGUUUGGUCGAAGACAGGGAAGUUAAUAGACAUUGAGGUUGAGGCAGUGAGAAAUGCUAUGCAAAUUUUCAAUGUGUCCCUAGCUAUAGCCUAGAAGGAGAAGAGGAGGAAGAAGAAGAAGAAGAAGAAGAAGAAGAAGAAGCAGAAGAAGACACUUCCCCCCAUUUUCAUUCAUUGUUUCCUUAUAUAUUGAAUCUGUAUAUUUGUAAUUGAAUAUCUGAAAUAAAAUGGAUUAUAAAGUGCUUCCUUCCUUCCA
Messenger RNA from Carica papaya (papaya), 1612 nucleotides. It is a transcript of the gene PNSB1, whose product is annotated as NDH-dependent cyclic electron flow 1. NCBI's taxonomy places the organism in Eukaryota, Viridiplantae, Streptophyta, Magnoliopsida, Brassicales, Caricaceae. Gene Ontology annotation, biological process: photosynthetic electron transport in photosystem I. Gene Ontology annotation, molecular function: glycosyltransferase activity. Gene Ontology annotation, cellular component: chloroplast; NAD(P)H dehydrogenase complex (plastoquinone). The record is from RefSeq and is a predicted model, not a curated record.